UCCGCUUGGAAUAUUAUAAAGUGGUUUGGCACUGGGAUUGUUAUCACCGCAUUAUUCAAUCUUAGCUUCACCAACUGGCACAACCACUGGAAUGAGAGAAUUAUUCUUAAUGCCUUUGAACAUGGUUCCUGUUCAGAACCUGAUGUUAAACAGAAACAGCUGAUUUACUGUGAGGUUGUUAUCAAGGAACUGAGACGAAUUCUAGAGCCGAUCUCUGACCAUAGCUCUUACCACGUCGUUGUUGGGAACCACGGAACUGGUAAGACCACAGUGAUCCGGCAGUGUGCUAGAGAUGUUGGAAAAGAGGUCAUUUAUGUUGAUGUCCCCCCUGUAUUGAAUCGCUUCAUUAGUAAUCUUGCAAAUGCUAUUGGAUAUUCAUUCAUGGAGUAUGUGUUCUUCAUUGAAACAUUUAAGCGGAAGAUUCUAGGCAAUAGUGAGUCCGGUUUUUUUGUGUCCUGGAUGCCUUCGAGAGAGGAGCUAGAAAAUACAAGCAAACCUCCAGUGUUGAUCCUCGACAACAUAAAUAAGCUGGGCCAGGAAAAUGCGAACAUGUUGAAGAAUUUGCAGGACAUCGCAAAGCUUUAUGCUGACCAGAGCAGUUGCAUCAUUGUAUUUAUUAGUAGCGAGGGAACAGCGCCACAUAUGAUGAUGCAACGAUCAUCAUGGUCACGCGCUGAAAAAGACCCCAUUGUCAUCGAAGACCUAACUAGCAAAGAGGCAUUCACCUACCUCCACAACAAACUUGGCAUUGAGAAAGAGGUCACCAAUCAACUUAUCCAACUCUUAGGUGGCCGGAUUCGUGAUCUUAAGGAAUAUGGUAAUAGAAUAAAUAGAGGCAAGACAUUCGAAAGUGAGAGCAUUUACUAUCUGGACAAUGAUGAUGGUAUUUUGCAAGAAUAUUGUGUAAACGUUCUCAUCAUACUUAAUAUUUUGCUUUCAGAGGUUCAUAAAACUGUGAUCCAUGCUGUUAAUCACAACUUUCACCAGGCUGAGAUGAUGGAGGGCGAAAAAAAUCAUGUCAUUGGCAAAGUCAUUGUCCAAAAGUUGGUAAAAAAUGAAAAAAUCGAUUUUGAUACAUUCAUCAAGCUCGUCAACAACAAAAAAAUAGCUGAUGAACUGCUACAGGCCAAUGUUUUCUCAUAUAACCCGGAAAGCAGAACAGUCACCUUCCAGUCUCGCGCAACUGAAGUUUUUGUGAGAGAGAGUCCAGAAUUUCGUUGA
Messenger RNA from Dentiscutata erythropus, 1221 nucleotides. The record is from the annotation of a GenBank genome assembly. NCBI's taxonomy places the organism in Eukaryota, Fungi, Glomeromycota, Glomeromycetes, Diversisporales, Gigasporaceae.